Thrips palmi is the source of this 689-nucleotide messenger RNA. RefSeq lists its product as uncharacterized. Bases 30 to 689 code for a protein of 219 amino acids. NCBI's taxonomy places the organism in Eukaryota, Metazoa, Arthropoda, Insecta, Thysanoptera, Thripidae. The record is from RefSeq and is a predicted model, not a curated record. The transcript is spliced from 4 exons.
UGUACCAGGAUGAGAACAGCCAGUCUUCCAUGGAAACUGAUUCUUCCAGUGCAUCUGUAGCAUGUAACAGUUCUCUCGCAACUGAAGCAUCUGCAUCGAGUGUAGAUGUUACUUGUAACACUUCUCAGGAAAAUGUCUCUGCAGCAAGCCUGCCUUCGUUGGAACACAGCUAUGCCAAGACCCCCAUGGAUUGCACUGUAAUUGAGGAUCCAGUUGCGCCUAUUCCAAGUGCAGUUCCUAUUGAGGUUCUACUGGAAGUGCGAGGACGUUUAUUGGCAAUUCUUCCAAAAUACUGUGUUCCCAUAGUCACCGAUCAAAGUCAGGUGUCCGUAGUGCUCAUAUCAAGGCAAGCACAACUCAGUGUUCAAAGAAGUCUUCAGUUUCAUGUAAAUGGUGAUGUGACUUUAAAUGUGCACUGCAAGACAAUACCCAGUGAAGCGUACACUGUUAAAAAUAAUCAAUUUCUAACAGUGUACGUGAAAAAUGUUCAGCCUCCAAUCCCUCUUGAAGAUCUUGAUGGUGUUGGGUACUUUGCGGACCGAGCUUUGGCCAUUGUAAAUGCUGUGCGUUUAAUGGAAGUAUGUGCCGGGGUUGACAAUGAUGACUAUUCCCCUGCAUGGGAAAGUUCUUCUCACAUUGGCGUCAUAGAUGGAAACCCUUAUAAAGAAUCGACAUGUGUCACUCUUUGA